AUGGAAGCACAAAGCGAGGCUGCGGCGCCUGCCGUGACAUUCAAGAAGCGUAGCAAGAACGCGAAUUUGCGGAAGCGUCCAGCGACACCGCCACUGGCCUCAGAUUCGGAGGAAUAUUCAUCAGAGGACGACACGGGAAGAAGAGUCAAGCGGAGACGAAAGAUUGGGGCCGUCGUCGCCUCGUCGAAUUUGAGCAAGCCAAACAGCACGCAGGACCUAUCUACAACAACUCAGUAUGCUGCGGACCGCUCAAAGGCGAUCGAGUCCAGCAACGACGCGACGAAGCAGUCGAAUUGGUACGAGGAGGGCAAAGGCGACGAUCUAUCUUCAAAGAGUCUGCUCGGGAAGACUCGUUCAAAGCCUCAGCAAGACGCCAACGAGCCCAAAGAGCUGGACGGGAAAUACAAGGGCAUUGCUGCCUACAGUGACUUCAUCAAGAAGAACCCCGAUGCGCCGGACCGGAAAUUCGGACCCAUGAAGGCGGCCACCAACAUUCGCACGAUUACGAUGACCGACUUCGCACCCGAUGUCUGCAAGGACUACAAGACGACUGGGUUUUGCGGCUUUGGGGACAGCUGCAAGUUCUUGCACGCUCGCGAGGACUACAAGCAGGGCUGGGCGCUGGAUCGAGACUGGGAGCAGCAGACGAAGGGCAAGAAGCAGAGCGGCACGAUUGUCGCAUCUAUGUACAAAAACACGCAGGACAAAGACGAGGACGAAGAGGACGCAGAGCUUCUAGAGAAGAUCCCGUUUGCGUGCAUCAUAUGCAAGAAACCGUACACGAGCCCCAUCGUCACCAAGUGCGGCCACUACUUCUGCGAGGCGUGCGCGCUGCAGAGGUAUAGGAAGAAGCCGGACUGUGCGGCCUGCGGCGCGGGCACGAACGGGGUCUUCAACGUGGCGAGAGACCUGAAGAAGCUGCUUGAGAAAAAGAAGGCGCGAGAGGAGCGGCUGAAGCAGAAGGCGGAAGCAGAAGCGGAGCAGGAGGACGGCAGUUUGACGCACGAGUGA
Messenger RNA from Verruconis gallopava, 1011 nucleotides. RefSeq lists its product as uncharacterized. The transcript has a single exon. Gene Ontology annotation, cellular component: U2-type spliceosomal complex. Bases 1 to 1011 code for a protein of 336 amino acids. Gene Ontology annotation, biological process: snoRNA splicing. Lineage: Eukaryota; Fungi; Ascomycota; Dothideomycetes; Venturiales; Sympoventuriaceae. Gene Ontology annotation, molecular function: metal ion binding. The record is from RefSeq and is a predicted model, not a curated record.